GUUUCCCGUAACAACCCUACCAAGCCCAAACUCUUUCUUUGCGCUUCUUUUCUAAACCCUAACUCUAACUUCUUCCUCUGAGCCUCUGAGGGCUGCAUCGUACCCCACAUUGACUCCAUAGACAGCCAACCCCUGCGAAUCCGCGACUCUCCAUCGCCAUGGCUCCCAAGAAGGAUAAGGCUCCCCCACCGUCCUCAAAGCCUGCCAAGUCCGGAGGAGGCAAGCAGAAGAAGAAAAAGUGGAGCAAGGGAAAGCAAAAGGAGAAGGUGAACAACAUGGUUUUGUUUGAUCAGGGCACCUACGACAAGCUGCUUUCCGAAGUUCCGAAGUACAAGCUGAUUACUCCUUCCAUCUUGUCUGACAGACUGAGGUUUAUGGUAAACAAAUUAACGAAAAGGUAUCGUGGGUAUCAAUGAAGUGAUUGAAAUGAUGCAUGAUCUUUACAGGUUCA
Molecule: messenger RNA, 451 nt
Organism: Pyrus x bretschneideri (Chinese white pear)
Lineage: Eukaryota; Viridiplantae; Streptophyta; Magnoliopsida; Rosales; Rosaceae
Product: 40S ribosomal protein S25-2-like
Exons: 4
Coding region: 159-416 (85 amino acids)
Cellular component (GO): cytosolic small ribosomal subunit
Molecular function (GO): structural constituent of ribosome
Source: RefSeq, a predicted model, not a curated record